AUGAAUCCUCAAGAUUGCCACCUGCACGCAAAGGUCUGCAAUUUAUCGGCGUUGCCAGCAGACAAGGAGAAGGAAGCAGUGCUCGACAAGCGCAUGGAACAUCUGCAGGCAGACAUGCAGCUCAGACCAAAGAUGUACCUGGGUAGCCAAGAUGUCGCUAGUCAGAUGGACCAAGCCAAUGAGCUAUCCAAAGCAGAGCUCAACAACUUGGAGUCCAAGGCUGAGGCCUAUGAACGUGCGCAUCUGGACAGCCGCGAGCCCUUGCUCAUUCUGAAUUUUGAAAUGAGAUGUCUCGAUGUUGAAUUGGACGCCUUGAUGUUGAAUUUUGUAUGGACAGAUCUUUUGGACGAUUCUGAAUGGUUUUUGGAGGGUGUUUCUUUGCAGUUGAAUGUUACUGCAAAGUGCUAG
Molecule: messenger RNA, 408 nt
Organism: Durusdinium trenchii
Lineage: Eukaryota; Dinophyceae; Suessiales; Symbiodiniaceae
Source: the annotation of a GenBank genome assembly